Symphalangus syndactylus (siamang) is the source of this 493-nucleotide messenger RNA. RefSeq names its product activated RNA polymerase II transcriptional coactivator p15. Gene Ontology annotation, biological process: positive regulation of transcription initiation by RNA polymerase II. The record is from RefSeq and is a predicted model, not a curated record. Gene Ontology annotation, molecular function: transcription coactivator activity; DNA binding. Lineage: Eukaryota; Metazoa; Chordata; Mammalia; Primates; Hylobatidae.
UGAUAUCUAGAGUCGCGUGCGAACGAGCAAGAGGGUGUUCGACUGCUAGAGCCAAGUGAAGCAAUGCCUAAAUCAAAGGAACUUGUUUCUUCAAGCUCUUCUGGCAGUGAUUCUGACAGCGAGGUUGACAAAAAGUUAAAGAGGAAAAAGCAAGUUGCUCCAGAAAAACCUGUAAAGAAGCAAAAGACAGGUGAAACUUCGAGAGCUCUGUCAUCUUCUAAACAGAGCAGCAGCAGCAGAGAUGAUAACAUGUUUCAGAUUGGGAAAAUGAGGUACGUUAGCGUUCGAGAUUUUAAAGGCAAAGUGCUAAUUGAUAUUAGAGAAUAUUGGAUGGAUCCUGAAGGUGAAAUGAAACCAGGAAGAAAAGGUAUUUCUUUAAAUCCAGAACAAUGGAGCCAGCUGAAGGAACAGAUUUCUGACAUUGAUGAUGCAGUAAGAAAACUGUAAAAUUCGAGCCAUAUAAAUAAAACCUGUACUGUUCUAGUUGUUUUAA